AUGGACGAGUCUUCGAAACAGAAGAUGUCCUUCACCUCUGUCCCAAAAGACAACCAAGCUUUAACCGCCGACAUACAGGACUUUAUCCAAAAGCAACGAAAUCCGGACGUGUCCCUGGAAAGCGGUACAAACCAAAGUGGCAAAGCCAGGGCCGGAUUAGAAGUAUUACUAGAGAGACUUUAUCUCCAUAUCUGCAAAUUCGGCGGCUAUGAAGGGUCUGCGGCGACACCGGACAAAAAGAUUCUUGCAGCAUGGCAGAGCUUCCUCGGCCCGAUCAACGCCCUUACUGGGAUAGAAAGCCAUGGGUAUAUGAUAGCAGCACGCAUGACCUUAUACCUCACUCAAGCCUUCCGGCAGAGUGGCCAACUACCUCGCACGUUGCCCAUAUCAGCCUCAAGCUCUAAACCAAUCGCCUUACGCUGCAACUUUCUUAUUUCUUUAGACGAUAGACUACUAUCCUGUUUGGCACACAUAUGGAGCCAAAGCGAUAAACGAGAAAUGUUCACAUGGGUCUUCACCGAUUACCCGGUCCACGUCUGCGGAUGCCGCCAUGGCGGUACUUGUCAGGAUUUUGUCAGCCCUGGCAAGACAGUCAUGGAGUUCCACGAACAACGGAAACGGGACCAUAUCAAAGCCGCCUGUAUAACAGACCCGAGCAAUUUGACCCCUGAGAACGGCGUGCGGCCUCGUUGGCGUUGGACACGGACAGAGGGUGAUACGGCACAUUAUCCGCGGCAUCCAGAUUCUUCCCGGGCUGGCUAUGAUGAGUCUACGGACCGCGAGCGUAUGCUAAUGUGGCAAGAAAUUGGCUCAGAUGGUCCGAUUCGAGAGUCUUACUACUAUACCCUUGAAGAUGAAGACACUGGAGAGACGCAUGGCCGAGAUCGUGCUGCCCUCCGCCGAUCGCGACAGUUCAUCUUGGACGCUCGGAAGCUUGCAGAAUGCAAUAUAGCAAGGGACAGUCGGGGCGUAGCGCAGGUGGAAAUGGCCAAGCGAUCCCUCCCAGCCGAGCUGCAGACAGAGGUUUUCGAAUACCUGGACGAGAUCCGAGACCACCCAUACCUUGGCGGGCUGGACCUCUCUGCCAUCUAUCGUCCAUUUCCUGACAUCAGCAAGAAAUGUAGCCACUGUACCGGCCGUGCCAACAAUUCCGCUGAGAAAAUGGCCAAGUCAACUUGCCCCCUCAACUCCAUUACGAUAUGGAGUCUUCCCAUGAGAGUAUUCCACACGUUUCAUCAGCUCAAUGGUGGCAAGUGGCAACUCUGCAGUCAAAUUGACUGCACUGGACACCAUAGCGAUGCGUCCUGGCGCUUGCGAAACGGUGUGACAUUCGAAGACUACUUGAACAGCAUUAUUCGAAUCCGCUGCGGUCCAGACUUGACUAUAACAGACAUCGGACUAGGGCCUUUAGAUCCGGUCCAGCUUCCGACACAGGCAGAAGACCGGGCAAGGGAACGACGGCUAUUCUCAGGCCAGUGGGAUGACUAUGAGGCGCAGGAUCGUCGAGAUGAGGCUCGCUGGACAGGAAUUGCUGGACUCGUUAGUGUCAUGAUGCAUAAUAAAACACUCAUAGGGCUUCACAACUCAGGAAGAGCCACUACGGACCCAUCCUGGCUGUUUGGACGGACGCGGCAGGACGAAGCCAGGGCCGGGUCAGCGCUUGCAAGCGACCACGUCCAUUGCGAAUACUGCUAG
Diaporthe amygdali is the source of this 1695-nucleotide messenger RNA. RefSeq lists its product as uncharacterized. Lineage: Eukaryota; Fungi; Ascomycota; Sordariomycetes; Diaporthales; Diaporthaceae. The transcript has a single exon. Bases 1 to 1695 code for a protein of 564 amino acids. The record is from RefSeq and is a predicted model, not a curated record.